AUGACGAAGCCAUGGACGUACCUCAGCUUGAAAGCUGUCUUUCAAUACAUGGAUGGUAAUAAACGACUGGAACUAAAUUUCCAUUGUCCAGCACUUCGGUCUGCCGAAUGCUCAGUGCCGUUGAACCUGCAAUGCCUGACUUUCGAAAAAGAAAAAAUUGUAGCCAACGGUGUUUGCUACAAGGUGGAGUGGUAUCAAAAUCACAAAGGAUCAAAAAAGUGGAGACAAAAAAAAUGGGGAUCAAAAAAGUGGAGAAGACAAAAAAAAGUGGAAUCAAAAUCACUAAGAAUCAAAACAAUUUUGGACGGCAGAAAACAUGUUCGCGUGGAAAUUUUGAAAGUUCACAAUUCAAGUGUGAUCCCAGGCAGUCUGAAAAUCAGUACGAGGAACUUGGAUUCUGGAAACUUAGACCUCGAAAGGGUGUUUCCUUUUAUAAACAGAUCUAGCUUCCCGUUGAAAGAACUCCGAGUGAACAUUGCUAAAACUCCAAAUCUCACAAAUUAUUUGGGAUUCACUCAGACAUUGAUUCUUUUCGAAACAAAUGCAGAUUUGGUUCGGAGCGUUUUGUACGAUCCCCAAAUCCCUAAUAUAGUACUAGAAAACCAUUUUCUGACGAGUAAUACUACGGUUGCUCUCAUCCAAAAUUGGAGAGAUAACCAGAAAGAAAUUGGAACGUUCUUGACAAUGCAGAAUAAAUAUUGUGAUAUGCCAUUUCCUUAUCUUGACGAAACACUAGAAAAUUUGAAUGGAAGGAUUGCUUAUUUCAACUAUUCCGUUUUACAAAAUUUGAAUCGCCGUUGCAUUUCGUUCCCGUUCAACCAAACAUCCGAGUUGGUUUUGUAUAGUAUUAGAGAUGGACCAAGUGGGAAAAGAAGAACCAAACUAGAAGUGAUGCCAAUCGGAUCUACUGGACCAGGAACCUUUUUUGAUAUUUUCAUUUCCUUCAUUUCUUUAUUUUUCACUGCUAAUCGUCAUACUUCUUCCGCCAUUUCUGCAGUUAACUCGAUGAAAUUCAGAUAA
Messenger RNA from Caenorhabditis remanei, 1020 nucleotides. RefSeq lists its product as uncharacterized. The record is from RefSeq and is a predicted model, not a curated record. Bases 1 to 1020 code for a protein of 339 amino acids. The transcript has 3 exons. Lineage: Eukaryota; Metazoa; Nematoda; Chromadorea; Rhabditida; Rhabditidae.